Molecule: messenger RNA, 3771 nt
Organism: Camelus dromedarius (Arabian camel)
Lineage: Eukaryota; Metazoa; Chordata; Mammalia; Artiodactyla; Camelidae
Gene: CTXND1
Product: cortexin domain containing 1
Exons: 3
Coding region: 301-480 (59 amino acids)
Source: RefSeq, a predicted model, not a curated record
GCGGCCGCCCCCGGCCUCUGUGCCGGGAGGGCCGGGCCGGGGCCCCGCGAGCGCACGGGACGGCCUCGCCAGCUGCCGCCAGCGUGGGUACCUGUUCUCUGAGUGAGAGGCCACUGCUCUCACAGGCUCCCAGCUAGGACGUCUGGUCACCACCCCCCACCCCCACCUGGAACAGCCUCACCCAGGGUGCCAGCCCACCCAGUGGCCCUUAUGAAGUGGUGACCACUCCGAACAGCAGGGGUGGAAGAUGGUACCAGUCAACCCUGAGCCGGAGGAGGAGCCCGCAGCCGCUGCCGCGAGAUGGAGGAGCCCACGCCUGAGCCCGUCUACGUCGACGUGGACAAAGGACUGACGUUGGCCUGCUUCGUCUUCCUCUGCCUCUUCCUCGUCGUGAUGAUCAUCCGCUGCGCCAAGGUCAUCAUGGACCCCUACAGCGCCAUCCCCACGUCCACCUGGGAGGAGCAGCAUCUGGACGACUGAGGCGCGGGCGGGGCUGCGCGGCGGGACCGAGACCCAGGAGCUGGCCGGGCAGAGGUGCCCCGGGAUGCGCCUCUGUGUUCCCGGGCCACCGGCCCGCCAGCCUGUGGAGGCCAGGAUGGAUCUGGGCCCCCGUGGCCUCUCACACGAGCACCAGAGUGAAAUGCUGGGUGAUGCGGGUGUUGCAGUGGUGGGCCAGUCUGCGGAUAAGAGCACUGGACCCGGAGUCAGGCUGCCCGAGGUCCAGUCUGGGGGAUCACUGUGAGACCAUGGGGCGGUCACCUUCCCCCGCUCCUGUGCGCCUUGUGGAACUGGACGCAGGACAGACACCCACCGUCGCCCAGCCGUGGUCCGGUUUUGAGGAGACUCUUGCCCUUAACAUGCAAAGUAGCACACACACUAGCCCUGGAGGCUCCCAGCCCCAAUGUCCCACCUGAACCCAAGCCCCUUCGCAACGGGCCAGAAAUGGAGCAGGUGGUGAAGCGUAAGGCGUGAGUCUCCCCCAGAUUCACAAAAGGCACACGGGCUGCUUCCCAGCAGUAUUUUUUUAAACUAAAAUAUAGAGGGGUAUAUUUUUCCUGUUAUAAGUGAAAUGUGCAUUUUAGAAGUUCGGGAAAUUACAGAAAAAAAUACAAAUAAAGGGGGAGAGUAACACGUGUAAUCCCACUUCCCAGAGCCACCGUUCUGAUGUAUUUCCUCCCAGCCUUUUUUACACGUAUUUUUUAAAGUCAGUUUCAUACCAUGUGCAUGAUGUAUCACUUCAUAUUCGAGCAUGAACACGUUCUCGUUUCAUCAAACACUCUUCAUAGCCAUCAUUUUUACUGGCUGCAGAGUAGUCCAUCCAGUGGAUGGGUCAUAAUUUAAAAAUCAUCUGCUUUGGUCAUACUUUUUUUUUUUUUUCACUAACUAUUCCUCACACAAAAUUAUUUCACCCAGUGACCUCUUGAGAGCGCACAGUCUAGGAGGUGAAUAUAAGACAGGAAGACCUGGAGUCUAGUCCUGUCAGUCACUCUAAGGCUCUGUGACCUUGAGCAAGUCACUUGACUUCUCAGUGCCUCAGUUCCCUCAUUUUACAAUGGGGAGGAAAAGCCCUGCCUUUUUGGUUUUGUGUAAACCUCAUGGGAAUGAAAGGACAGGAGGGGGAGUGCUUUGAAUGUACAUGUGCCCUGGGGAGAGGCAAGGACUAAGUUGUGAUAAUGACUCUUCCUGGGGCCUCCCUUCUCCCUCUUUUCCCACCCUUCUGACCCCUCCCACCUCAUCACCUACACCUAUGAUCUUGCAGCAAGAAUAUUGAACCAGCGCCCCACAAACUUGGUCCCAAGUCCAACUCCUCUGCUUCUUUGCUGUAUGACCUCAAAUAACUCAGCCUCUCUGAGCCCCAAUUUCCUCAUCUGUAAAAUGGGAGAAUAAUAUCUACCUCACAAGGUUGUUGUGAGGAUGAAAUGAGAGAACAUGGCAAACAUUAGUGUCUUUUCUUGAUGCCAGCCCCCACCCCAGGAGAAGUCAGGGGUCUGAGCUGGGAGGAGUAGAGGCUCUAUAUUCCCCCACUCCCUGCAGAGCUUGGAACCCUGGGCUCUUCUCAACUUCCCAGGGCCACCUCUGACAGGCCAAACCUCCUGGCUAGGACCCCUGGUCAGAGGAAUACUCACAGCAACCUCUCCCAGCACCUGACCUCCAGGGAUAUGGUGUCCAUUCAUUUACAUAAUUAUCAUUGUAAUUUGCAGUCCCACAAACACAAUAUGAAGUUAAACUAGACCGCUUGAACUCCUCCUUCUGAAUGCAUUUAUUCCAUCCCUCCCAAGCAUGCCUGCCGUCCCCAUCAGAAGAAACUUGCAGCUGAGAAGAAGUUCAAGGCUCCCUUUCCAUCAUCUGCAUCCCAGCCAUGGGUCUCACUCCAUCCCAGGUCACCUGGGAAAUGGGUUUCCAAAGCACUGUCACCACUAGGUGACUCCUGAAAAUGAACAAGGCCAUAGCUGUUCAGGCGGCAUUCCAGGUCAUAGCCAGCUGUUUCCCCCCACUGUGUGGGACGCACAAAGGGACAGCUGGCAAAGGCGUGGACCAAGGUGCACUGGAGACUCUGAGUGAGGGGAGGACCUAGAGCAAGGACCUUGAACAUUGCCUCCGACCCAGCGGCAGCCUACGCUCUGCAGCCUACCUCAGAGACACCAGGCACUUGCGUGAGAAGCUCAUCGGCGUGGAUUUACAAUGUCAGUCACGGCCAACUCCCAGGCAGUUAAUAACAGAUCCCAGGGAACAAGAAGAGGUCUUGAAGAACUCACCUGGAGAUACUUUAGAGCUCUCAGGAGUGAAACACAGGCUGCCCGAGGGCUGUGCUACUCAAACCAUGAUGAAGGACAAAGAGCGUCUGCGAUGUUAAGGAGCGGGUUAGAAAUCCAAAAUCAUGGACCCUGCUCCAGACCCACAGAGUCAUAAUCUCUGGAGGCGGGGCCCAGGAGUCUGUUAGCAAGAUCCGCCAAGCGAUUUGUAUGCACAUUAAAGUUUGAGAAGCACUGCCCUGGGGAUCCUUUGGUCUCAAUUAAUUCUUUUUCACACCUAGAUCUGCUAAUAUUUCCCACCCUAUCUCUUGACUCUUUUUUUGGUGGCAAAGGGAAAUAAUAACAUUUCAAGAAAAGAUGGAAAAUUUCAAAAUCACUCCUAAUCCAAGCCUCCAGACAAUAGUGAUUUCCAUUGUGUGCCCAUGUGUGCUCUUCUAAUCCUUGUCAACAUGCGAGAUAUAUUUUUUUCAUAAAUGCCAUCAGUUACAUAAUUUAGAGCAACAUCUCCUAACAUCACAUCAUAAGCACGUUUCUGCUACAGUAUCCCAUUUAUCAUUUUAGUAGCUAUAACCCAUGCCAUCCAGUGCAUGUACAUAAUUAUCCAGACUCCUAUUAUUAAGUGCUUGGAUUGCUUUCAUUUUUCCUAUUACACAUGUUUCAAAAUAAAAAAAGAAAGCAAAAGAGAGAUAUGAUGAACCCUAGGGGCUUGCCCAGAUGGUGGAGAAUAAAUAUUUAAAUUAUACCCCUACCACCUUAGAGACACAUCAGGGAGGGAGACCCAGCUACACAUUUGAUCACAUUAUGGGGGGAAACACAACUGAAAUUUCAAGCUUCUGUUGCUGCUUUAUGCCGCUAACAGAUGGGGGAGCUGUCCUUUGUAAUCAGAGCACCUUCACCAGUUCUAGCUGGCUGAGAUGAAGUUUGGGGUUUUGAAUGGAGAGAUAUACUGUCCAGCAAAAGAAAGGAGAAUUUUUGAAGACUGGAAGCGGGCAGAGAGAAAAUAAAAGCAUCAGAGAGA